AUGACUCUGGACAAACGCGCUGAACAUGCACGCUUUACCCCGACCCCCUCACAACCUUCUCCCCUAGCCAUGUCAAACCGAAGUCCCUGGAUUAUGGACGAAGCCAAGCGCAACAGACUGCUCAAGAAGUACAAAACCCAGGUGGCCUCGGGGACUUCGACAGUUUGCGCCACUCUCGCUGUGACUCCAUUAGAAAAUGUUAAAACACGUAUGCAGACACAUAAUUUUCAGAAUGUCUUCCAAUGCAUCCGUUACCUGUGGCGUACCGAAGGACCCCGCGGUUACGUUGCUGGAGCCCUGCCACCUCUAGCAAGCGUCACGGCGGUCCGAGUGGUCAACUUCACAACCUACAAUGCAGCCAAGCAUCGGAUCUCCGAAUUCGUGGAAAGAAUGACCGGUGAAUCACCUCUGGCAAUGUAUAAUCGACCUGGCAGUAGUCCCACAGUAUCGACCUUGUUCACCUUCACCGCUGCUGGUCUCGUUGCUGGCCUAAUAACUUCUCCCCUAGCCUGCCCGUUUGAGCUCGCAAAAAAUGUGGUUCAGACUUCGGUCCUGGUUUCAAAUCGUGCGCAGGCGUCCCCUAAUGCGAUCAACGACCCUUCACUUCGCAGCAAGCCGCGUCUGGGUACCGUGGAGGCUAUCAGGCAGAUCAUUCAGCGGUACGGCAUACGCGGGCUGUACACGGGGUUUCAUCUUCACGCAAUGCGCGACACGCUCGGCUCUGGACUCUAUUUCACCGUCUAUGAGACGGUGAAACAACUUGCAGCGAAAGAGUUGGGUCCUGACAAGUCCCCCUUCGGGGCGCCCAUGAUUGCGGGUGCUAUCUGCAGCACCGUCCCUUGGUUUUGUACGUAUCCGUUAGAUACUCGGAAAACCCGUGCGCAGAGUGUUUUACUCGGAAAAACCAAGGAGGUGGGUGAGGCAACAGCCGCAGUCGCCAAGUCGAGCAUGUAUAAGGGGCUAUCUAUUAUAUUGAUACGUACUGGAGUGAACAACAUGAUCCUCCUUAGUAUCUUUGAGUAUAUCAAGAUGAGGAUUAACGAGCUGGAUUAG
This is a messenger RNA of Aspergillus saccharolyticus JOP 1030-1, 1053 nucleotides long. RefSeq names its product putative mitochondrial carrier protein. Gene Ontology annotation, molecular function: transmembrane transporter activity. Lineage: Eukaryota; Fungi; Ascomycota; Eurotiomycetes; Eurotiales; Aspergillaceae. The coding region runs from base 1 to 1053 and encodes 350 amino acids. The record is from RefSeq and is a predicted model, not a curated record. The transcript has 6 exons. Gene Ontology annotation, biological process: transmembrane transport.